Aureobasidium pullulans EXF-150 is the source of this 2226-nucleotide messenger RNA. RefSeq names its product SNF-domain-containing protein. Gene Ontology annotation, cellular component: membrane. Gene Ontology annotation, biological process: sodium ion transmembrane transport. The coding region runs from base 1 to 2043 and encodes 680 amino acids. Lineage: Eukaryota; Fungi; Ascomycota; Dothideomycetes; Dothideales; Saccotheciaceae. The transcript is spliced from 2 exons. The record is from RefSeq and is a predicted model, not a curated record.
AUGGCUCUGCACAAGAUCAAAGCGUACGCUCAGAAAGGGUUCAGAUGGAUCUUCCCAGAACCCGACAAGGCCGAAGAUGGACGAGACCAAUGGCCUUCGCGAGCGGCGUUUCUCCUCGCAGCGAUGGGUGGUUGUGCUGGUCAAGGCAAUCUUCUCCGCUAUCCUUCAGUCGUCUAUAACAACUAUGGCCUCCAAUGGUUCAUACCCUACCUCCUCGCCGUCUUCCUUAUCGCUAUUCCCGCGCUCGUACUGGAGAUAUCAAUUGGUCAAGCUUAUCGUGGUGGUUCUGUCAUCGCCUUCAACAACAUCAAUGGACGCCUCAAAGGCAUUGGCCUCGGUCCGGUCUUUGUCAGUCUUAUUGUCGUACAAUACUUUACAGUCAAUCUUGCGUGGAUUAUGAACUACUUCCGCAAUUCUUUCACCAGCCCUCUACCUUGGGAAAACCGUAUCGAAGACUUUUACAACAAUGACGUCGUUGCAAAUCCAGCUCCUAUUGCUGGAAGCCUUACUGAUGGUGGCAAUAACGUCGCCUCAUAUACUAGCUAUCCAGCUAUUGGUCUGAUUGGAGAGACAGUCGGCUGGAGUGCCUUCAUCUGGUUCUUAAUCUGGUUCUCAAUCUUCCGCGGUGUCGGUAUGACCGGACGCGUGGUUUAUUUCACAAUGGGAUUGCCUAUUAUCACCACCAUCAUAUUCGUCGGUCGCGCUUUGUCCCUGGACAAUGCUGGUGCCGGUGUCAAACUUCUUUGGGGUACCUGGAGAGGAGAUCAGCUCGCAUCUGGUACCGUAUGGCAAACGGCUGUUGGCCAAGUCUUCUUCUCGACCGGUAUUGGCUUCGGCUACUUUACGUCAUAUGCUUCUUACAAUCAGAAGCACUCGAAUGCUGUCAUGGAUGCUGUCCUUAUCUGUGGCAGCAACGUCUUGUUCGAAAAUUUCGCUGCUUUUGCAAUCUUUGGUGUCGUUGGCUUUCUUCGACGUUGGCCACAAGAUGGUGAACGGCUAGGAGCAUUUGUUGUCGGUUUCCUCACUCUGCCCGAAGCUGUGCUCCAGAUGCCGGGAGCAAACUUCUGGGCCAUUCUUCUGUUCUUGACAUUAAUCGUGCUUGGCUUCAGCUCUGCUUUCGUGAUGCUGGAUGUUGUCGCUACUUUGCUCGUCGAUUCAGGAGUCAAGUAUUCUCGCCCAACCAUCGUCACUGCUUUGACGCUUGUCUCGUUCCUGAUGUGUCUACCUUACUGCACCGAAUUUGGCUACUACUUGUUGGAUGGAGUUGAUCGCUGGAUCAAUAACAUUGUUCUCAUCUUUGUGGUCUUCGGUGAAGUUGUCAGUGCCACUACGGUCUAUCGCUGGACUGAUAUUACUGGAAGAGUUGGCUUGCCUGCUUUCAUAGUCUAUAACCUCGGUUACUUCGGUGGCCUGCUCAUUGGUGUCACCGUGGCUCACGGUGUUGCCAGUGCAGGACCGGGUGCUGGUGCUGGAUUUGGCUCCUUCGUUGUCUGCACUCUCGUCGCAGGCUUCAUCGCGAAAGCGCCUGCGUCUGACAGUUUCGGAAUCAUGUCCAAGGUCAGAGGACAAGCGAGUCAACUAUGGUACCUUGCAUUCUACUCGGGCAACCAGCUUCGUCGCGACCUCAACCUUGUCGUUGGUGGCGGCAAGAAUUGGAAUAUCCCCUCCUUCAUGCCCGUCCUUCUUCGAUACGUCAGUGGUCCUGUCCUCGCCAUCAUCUUCAGCUUCGCCUUCCCUGAGUUCCACACACUCCGUUACGAUCCUAUGAUGAUUACCGGCUUCAUUCUCUCUAUCUUGGGGAUGGUCGGGGUGUUGUUGGGCUUCGUCAUGCCUAGAUACUACGAUGCAUUCAUCCCUGCACAUCGUCGUGAUGAGGGAACACAGGUGACUGUUCUCAAUGAGCCGACAGGCCAGCUCGACACAUUGUCCGUCGUCAGCAGCGAUAUCGAUGGUGGCGAGAGUGGAAGCAGAGAUAAGUCUCUAUCUGAAGGCGUCAGGUCGGGGAACGAUUCGCCUGAGUUGAGAGCUGAGAGACUCAAGUGAAUGCUUGAUGCAACCCAUGUUUCGAUUUACUUAUUCCUUUUGCUGGACACUUUUUUUGUGGCCGAUAGAUAGACUUGCCUUUUUGCUUGCCACCGUCAUCAUUUUUUCGGACCAGCCAUCGUGGCUUCUGGUGCGCUUGAUUCUCUGCCACAAUGCUUGCUCAUAUUUUGUUUUUCUGCUUCC